AUGGCAGCCUCCAAUGCAGGAAAAGUUCUUUUCAGGUGUCUUCAUGGCCAUCUUUUGAAAAUACAUCAUGGAUAUAAAUUACAAACUCAAAGGUUAUUGUUGGGUCACUUGCAAGUAACCACAAGUACACUCAAUGUAAGAUACUUUUCCCCGGAUAGUAGAUCAAGUUCAGAUUCAAGUUCGUCAUCAUCAGAUAGUGAGUCAAGUAGUGACUCGGAUAUCGACUCAGAUACAGACAAAUCAGCAGAAGAUUUCUUAGCUAAAGCCAGGAAACCACCAGGUUAUAUGGCGUGGGAACCAGUAGAUGAUGUAUACAUGUUGAGCUGUAUAGCAACCAGCUUGUUUAUUGGUAUAGACAAUUUCAAGCCAAUGCCAAGGCAGGAAAAGAUUAUCGGCGCCAAUGCUUGA
Molecule: messenger RNA, 408 nt
Organism: Saccoglossus kowalevskii
Lineage: Eukaryota; Metazoa; Hemichordata; Enteropneusta; Harrimaniidae
Product: large ribosomal subunit protein uL1m-like
Source: RefSeq, a predicted model, not a curated record